Molecule: messenger RNA, 2760 nt
Organism: Bacillus rossius redtenbacheri
Lineage: Eukaryota; Metazoa; Arthropoda; Insecta; Phasmatodea; Bacillidae
Gene: Cht2
Product: probable chitinase 2
Exons: 8
Coding region: 183-1610 (475 amino acids)
Biological process (GO): chitin catabolic process; carbohydrate metabolic process
Cellular component (GO): extracellular region
Molecular function (GO): chitinase activity; chitin binding
Source: RefSeq, a predicted model, not a curated record
GGCGCGGCGCUGCUUUGAAGACAGUUUACAGUUGGCUGGCGUGCGGGUAACGGUACUGGAAAGAGGGGAAAGUGCGCUUGUGAAGCUCAAUCCAGGGCCGCAACCCGCUCUGCCUAACCCCUCCAGUCCCCAAACCGUUCACCACAGCGUGCGGCGUCAGUUGGCGUUGCCGCGAAGAGAACAUGGGUGAAUUGUGUCGCGUGGCUGUUUUAAUAUGCGGUGCUUGUGCAGCUGUUACUGUUUUCGGAGCCGGGAAUGUUAGUGGCAACCCUAGCAUGUCAGUUGCAGCGGCCAGACCGCCCCACGACCGCGCCGUGGUGUGCUACGUGGCCGCGUGGGCCGGCUACCGACCCGGCAGGGGGGCCUUCGCCCUGGACGACCUCGACCCGGCGCUCUGCACCCACCUGGUGUACGCGUUCGCCGGCCUCAACAUCACCAGCAACAGCAUCCGGAGCCUCGACCCCUACCACGACCUGGAGGAGAACUACGGGAAAGGUUCGUACAAGAAGAUGACCAACUUGCGCAGUCGGUUCCCCCACCUGAAGGUGACCAUUGCAAUCGGCGGCUGGAACGAAGGCUCGGCCAACUACUCGAUACUAGCGGCUGAACCAGGCAGGCGGCAGGUUUUCAUCGCCAGCACUGUCAAGUUCAUACAAGAGCACGGGUUCGACGGCCUGGACCUGGACUGGGAGUUCCCCGGCAAGAGAGGCGGAUCUCCGAGCGACAAGCAGAACUUUGUCCAGCUGGUGAAGGAGCUGCGGCAGGAGUUCGACAGGCACGGGUGGCUGCUGACAGCCGCGCUGGGGGCCGCGGAGGACACCAUCGACGGGGGAUACGACGUGCCGCAGCUCAGCCAGCACCUGGACUUCCUGCACGCCAUGUGCUACGACUACCACGGCACCUGGGACAAGCGCACCGGGGCCAACGCCCCGCUCCGCCCGCUCUUCCCCGGGGACAAGCUCAACGUGGAGUACAGCAUCAAGUACUUCCUGAAGCUGGGAGUGCCGCCCAGGAAGCUUAUAAUGGGCAUGCCACUCUAUGGGCGGACCUUCCUCGUCGAAGGACAGUCGCAAGGCAGCGGCUUGGGAGAGACCGCCCUGGAAACCAGCUUCCAAGGACCUUACACGCGAGAGAAUGGGUUCAUGGGCUACAACGAGAUUUGUGAAGAACUUGGAAACAAUCACACAGAAUGGCAGAUUCACUGGGAUGACAAAUCUGAAACGCCGUAUGCAGUGUCCGGGAACAAAGUUAUUGCUUAUGAUGAUGAACGCAGUUUGACAGAAAAGGUGAAAUUUGCCAUGAGGAACGACAUUGGCGGCGUGAUGGCGUGGUCCAUCGACACGGACGACUUCCACGGAGACUGCAAGCGCUACCAGGCGGACGACAACGCCAUCAAGAUCAGCUACCCCCUGAUGCGCAGCGUGAACAAGGCGAUCACGGAGACGCUGGCGGAGAUGGAGAACGAGGUGGUCACCCGCAAGGAGAAGGAGAGAGAGAAGGAGAGGGAGAAAGCCCACAACGCGGAGCAGCCGGGCAGCGGAGUCGUCGCCACGACCACGGCAGUGCCGUGCCUGCUGGCUGCCUGCCUGUGCUUGUCUCGCAUGCACUGAAGCCACCUGCGGACAAGCCCCUUCGAACAUUCCGUCUUCCUCCGUCGCAAGUUCAGUAGCGUUGAGCCCGUCUCACCUGCUGUUAUAUUUGAGGGCUUUUCCUGUAAAUUUAUCACAAUAGCUCUCUUGUAGUCAGGGGCGUAGCCAGGGCGGAGGUUUUAGGGGUUCAAACCCCCCCCCCCCCCCCCUUACCACCAAAUCUUUAAUUAAUUUCUUAUUCAUCACUCAAAACAAAUUUCAUAUUAAAAUUAAUAAAAUUUUUACCAUUACAAUAUUUAAAUUUAAGUACCGAAAACUGCUAAAAUAGCGCUAUUUUAAACCUUAAAAUCCAAAUUUUCCCAGGGGGGGGGGGGGAUGCUUCUUAACACCCCCCCAUACACAAAUCCUGGCUACGCCACUGCUUGUAGUUGCUGUUGGGUAGCAAAAUUUCUCACUAAUUUCCUGUUUACUGGUUAUUUUCGAACUGUGAACAUUUGCUCGACUCUUUACAGCUACAGUUGAGUCUCAAUGAAUCAAGUUAAUGUGGCCCACAGCAAACUCGGAUAAGCAAAAUCUUGGAUGACACUGGUAUGAUUUGAAAAAAGUCAUGUUUUCAGUUGGUCCAGUGAUAUCAUUUGCAUCACUGAAGUUAAUUUCAUCAAAGCUCUCAACAAUGUUUAGAUCAUUUUCUAGGUCAUACAAAUGUUUCAACAGUCUUUGUCAGUAGGCGUAAUGGCGCCUCAGGUCGGCUUGGAUAAUACAGAAACUUGGUUAGUUAAAACUCUUCUGUGUUUGUGUUUGUUAAUAUCUGUAUGGAUAAUUUAGAAGAAACAUUAAAUUCAAGACUGGUAUCGUGACAAAUUUUGCAGGAUAAUCUCUUUAAUAAUAUAUAGUUAUGACAAGAAAAAGAAAUACAUAACCAACUUUGCAUGUGAGACAGAGCCUUAACGUGGCGCUCUUGAAAAAGACAGCAGUGAACCAGUUUGACACAGCAAUUCAAGUGUUAUCUCAAGUAAAUUAUAAGAGAAUUUUUUUAUGAUUUCCAUAAACCAUUUUUGCUGUGCAUCUCUUGAAUACAGUGCCAAGUGAAUCCGAUAAGCUUGCCCCAGAAAUGUUGUGCAUAUUAUGCGUCCUGCAAUGUUUCAAUGGAAUAAAAUUUUUUUUUAUAAAA